Messenger RNA from Calliphora vicina (urban bluebottle blowfly), 1011 nucleotides. RefSeq lists its product as uncharacterized. Bases 25 to 681 code for a protein of 218 amino acids. The record is from RefSeq and is a predicted model, not a curated record. The transcript is spliced from 4 exons. Lineage: Eukaryota; Metazoa; Arthropoda; Insecta; Diptera; Calliphoridae.
AAUAAGCGAAAAUAAACAAAAAUUAUGAGCAGUGUAAAUGAAAGAAUUGAAAAAUUAAAAAAUGAAACUAGAAAUUUGCGUAAAGAAGUUAAAGAUUUAAAAGAAAUAUUAAUGCAACAGAAUGAACUGAUUAUAAGUUUAUUGUCAAAACAAACUGGCAUGCUGGAUGAAAAUAUUGAAGCGGAACGGUCAGCAGUACCACUCGUUUACUAUGGCAAGAAAAUAUCUGAGUUCUCGAGACGAUUUCCUUUGGAGAAUGUUGACGAUUUGAAAAAAUUCGAAUUGGAGAUCAAUGAAGAAAAUAAAACUCAUAUUGUCAGUAUAAUCCAAAGCCUGCUGUCACCUCAGGGUCUUAUGAAAAAUGUCGUUAAUGUUUUGUCCGAUAGUAUAAUCAUGGAAUCGAAUGUGGAUGGACAUCACAGUAAAACAAGAUUAUUAAAUUUUCCCAAAACUAUAGAUGUUUUAUUUUUGGCCAGUCGAAAAGAUGACAAUUAUACUUCCAAAAUGUUUUUAGACGACUUAAGACGUUCCCUAAGAGUGGUUAAAAAUCGUUGUCAUAAAAACAAUUGUAGGGCUAGACAAAAACAAUUAUUACGAGAGGAACAAGAAAGGGAACAACAGGAGCAAAAUGAUGGCGAACAAAGUAUUCUUGUGAAAACGGAAGAAAUAUAUUUUGAUUAGUUGGUUAAUUAUGAAUUUAUUUUAUAUUUUUACUGGAAUUCAAGUUGAAAGCAAGUGUAAUUCAAGCCUUGUAUUAUAGUCAAGCAAUUGAAUUUGUGUUGAAUUACACUUUAUUUCAAUUAUUGAACAGACGAGGUCUGUUUAAAAACAAAAAACUAUUGCGAAUUGUUAAAAUUUUUUAUAUAUUUUCUGCAAAAACGGACAAAAUUAUAAACAAUUUGUAAUAAUUCGUAUUAGUUUUUAGUUACUGAAUGUAACUAAUGUAAAUUAAUGUAAAUAUUUGUACAAAAAAAUAGUUUUUUAAGUAACAAUUACGACGUUUAACGAAAA